Eutrema salsugineum is the source of this 1404-nucleotide messenger RNA. RefSeq lists its product as uncharacterized. The transcript has 2 exons. The coding region runs from base 584 to 1279 and encodes 231 amino acids. NCBI's taxonomy places the organism in Eukaryota, Viridiplantae, Streptophyta, Magnoliopsida, Brassicales, Brassicaceae. The record is from RefSeq and is a predicted model, not a curated record.
AUAUCUUAAACGCGUGUGCCUUCUUCUCUUCCAUCGUACACGACACGAUCAUCGAUUCGGACCGUAAAGAUUAAAACUUUAAAAAUGUUGACGACGAAGACGAUUUAGUUUUCCUUUUUUAUAUAUUGAAUUUCCGAACUCCAGAUUUCCUCCAUGUUUUGUCCUUUUUUAUAUUGAAUUCAACAUCGCUUGCGUCUCCUUUUAAAAACGAUCGUCGAAGCUUCGGUGUAUUUAGAUUCGAGUUAGUUCAAAUAUUGGAUUUUGGCUAGAAAUCCGAUUUCGUUUCAUAUAAAGUGGGAAGCUAGAGUUGAAGAUUCUUCAUCGGAUUGAUUUGAUCUGUUUUCGAAUUUAUUUCGGUGUGUGUUCAAUCAAAGAUUGGACCCAUUUCUCGAUCCAAUCCAAUCAGGUUUCUUUUAAUCGUAUCUGAUUAAUUUUCAGGACUUGGAGGAUCGAUCUGAUUCCCAAGCUUUGAUUUUUUUGGGUGUUUGAUCGCGAUUAAGAAGGAUCGGAUUGGAAUCGGGAAAUAAAAAAACCGAUCCGAUUUCGGUUUCGAUCUCCGAAAUCGCUCGAGUCAAUAUCUGAGAUGGUAUAUUUCCAGAGCUCAAUCUCCGUCGUCGACCAAUCUCCGAUCAUGGCAAACUCUGCAGAUUCUCACCACCCGAAACAAAGGAGCAGCAGAAAAUCAACGAGCUGCUCAAAUUUCCCAGCCUGCUGCGACGGAUCUCGAUCAGCUGCAAUCGACGUGUUGAUCCUAAUCGCCGUGAUCACAUCCUCAGGCUUCUUGAUCUUCCCUUACGUCAGAUUCAUCACCGUCAAAUCCGUGGAAAUCUUCUCAGAGAUCUCUUGCUUAGUCAAAGAAGAGAUUAUCCGUAACCCUGAUCCGAUCGUCUACGGCUUGAUCGCUUUGAGCAUCUCGUGCACUGCGUUAUCUGCUUGGAUGAUUGUGAUACUCUUGUGUAGCCGCCAUAGAUGUGGGAAGCCAAAUUGCAAAGGGCUUAGGAAAGCUAAUGCGGAGUUCGAUAUUCAGUUGGAGACGGAGGAUUGUGUAAAGAGCUCAAGCAAUGGAAGCUCGAGUGGGAAGAAUGUAAGCAAGAAGGGUUUGUUUGAGCUGCCUCGUGACCACCACCGUGAAUUAGAGGCGGAGCUGAAGAAGAUGGCUCCACCUAAUGGGCGAGCAGUGUUGGUUUUUAGGGCGAAAUGUGGCUGUUCGGUCGGGAGAUUAGAGGUUCCUGGACCUAGGAAGCAGCAGCAGCAUCAGCAAAGGAAGAUCAAGAAAUGAAGAAGAAAAGUUCUGUGUUUCUGGUGUAUAUGAUCUGGUUGAAAAUGUAUCACAAAUGUUGAAACUUUUGGGACUAUUACUUGAAACAUCUCUUGAACUCAGAAAUGCUGUUUAGUUGCUCGACG